UUCGUUGUUUUUGUGAUGUAUCAAAUAAUUCACCCGUCAAAUAUGUCGAGAACUUCAUCGAGAAAUAUUCGAGCAACGAAUCCUUGUUCCAAGGUUUCUUGUUUUUACAAUUCCUUGUGUGUUAUCGAUCCGAGCACAGAUGAACCAAUUUGUGAAUGUCCGAAGAAUGAAUGUGAUGGCGUUGCUUCGUUCCCUGUAUGUGCAGGUGGAAUCACAUUCAAGAGUGCGUGCCACGCACAAACUUAUAUGUGCGAGGCCCAGAAAUGGUUGACAAUACAGCACGUUGGACCAUGUGGAGUUCAGGAAUGUGGACCAAAAAAAAACUGUCCAUAUAACGGGGAAUGCGUGGACGGCACAUGCGAAUGCCAAGAGUGCGAUGAAUCAGAACGACGAAAAUUUCUAGAUAUUGGACCGAUGCGACACACAUCGGUUUGUGGAUCAGAUGGGAUAACUUAUGAAUCAGAAUGCCAACUGAGAUAUCAGUCCUGCAUGUCAAGAACUCUUAUUUUAAUUCAAAGACAUUCUGCUUGUCAUAGGCGUGUCAAAUCGCCGGUGGCACGUAAUGCUCCUUUGAGGUCAUUGUACAACCAUUUUGAAGUUUGGCAGAAGACAUUUGAUAAAUCAACACCAAGCGUACCAACCGCCAGAUCGGUAAACGGCAUCAAUUUUGACACUUCCGAAGGGCCUUGUUCCAAGUUUGAAAUUUAUGGCUGUCUUCAUGCUCGACACCGGAGGGCACAGCAUCUUGGAAUUUAUUCUCUGGUGCCGAAACGACAGCAACUGGGUUCACCUGUCUACGUUAAAAAUACGUUAUUCAGGGCGACGUGGAGGCCGGUUUAUCUUUCAAGAUAUAAUUCUUCUCGGUUUAUAAAUGGGACUUGGGUUGUUGGAUCUAAGGUUGGAUCCGGACUCGGAUGGUUUGGAGUCAACGAUCAAGCCACAGAACCGGAGUUCAUAACGGGAAUUUGGUUUUCAACAUCUGGUAAUAGGUUAAAGCCUUGGCGGCCCGAGCCGGAGGUAGCAGGUCGAUGUGUUGGAGCUGGUUAUGGUUCGAAAUCAAUGGAAUGCAAUCUCGGAGAUGAACGUGGGCCAUUGGGAACGAACUGGCAAUCUGCAAACCUUGAAACACCUUUGUACGAACUUGAAUUAAAAAGACCAUACGGAGAAAAUCUUUACCAACCAAAAGGGAAAUUGAUUGUUGAAAUAUUCACAAACAACCGAGCUUUAAGAUUUAAGUCGGUCUAUUUAUCAAUACACAACGACGCUGGAGAUUGCGGAUUACCAAUAUUGAAACGGGCAAGACACAAAUUUAAUUCUCGUUGUGGCGGAAAGAUAUUAUCAAGGACGGGGAAAAGAAUGAAACGAAUUGUUUUCCAAUUUAUAGCGCCACCGCGAGGCUGCUUAACAUUCAGAGCUCUCUUGAUAUCUGUUACUGGCGAAGUAUAUUACGAUAACAACAUGAAAGGAUCAUUACAGCCGAGGCCACUUACAAGAAAGAUUUGCCACCAGGGAUACCGAAAGCCACCGAUUAUUUCUGAGAAUUUAUAGAUGGUAUGGGAAGCGGACAGAAACAAGGAUGAGAAAAUUAUACGUGAAACAUUAAGAUGGAUGAAAGAUAAACAUAUCAACAGCGUACUUUCAUUGCCUUGUAAUCUAUCUAAUACUCUUAAUCGUGGCAUAUUAGAAUUAUACAAAAUAAAUGCUACAGCUAAGACGGAAGAAUGAGAUUAAAUAAAAAUGCGUUUCCCCAUCAUUGCGUGCACUGCGGUGGAUACUACCACCUGCUGAUUUAAGCACCAUGUACACUUGUCAUCGUCAAUUGCAACAAAAUUGAAACACGUUAUAUUCUGGCCAGAGUCAUGGAGCUGCGUAAGAGUUGUAUCCAAUUGACAAAAAUGAAUCUUAAAAUCCGGAUUCCAACUUAUGAGUCUACAAUCCGCAUUCUGUAACGGAACCAUAUUUCACUUUCAUAUUAUUUUCCUUCACUUUUUAAUCAUAAAAUUCAUAAGUUUUGUACAUUUUGCUA
Molecule: messenger RNA, 2026 nt
Organism: Styela clava
Lineage: Eukaryota; Metazoa; Chordata; Ascidiacea; Stolidobranchia; Styelidae
Source: RefSeq, a predicted model, not a curated record